GUUUUCCGCGAGUCAAAUUUACUCCUGAGAUUAAAAAAAUUGAAACAUUUAAACUCGUUGUAAGAACGUAGUGGCCCGCGAGUUUACCGUAGUGACUCGUGAGUAACUCGUGCGUUUGGCCCGAGUGCCAGAAGUGAAAUGUUGAAGAUUAGUCAGAUCUUAAUGGAAAUUUUUCAGUGAAGGAGCAAAAAGCACUCACCGGGGAUCUGAGAAAAGAAUGAACCAUGCAGUGUGGGGAAAGAAUUUGUAAAACAAUUCAAUUCGAGUUAAUUUCGCUUAUUUUGCUUCUGUAGGAACGACAACUGAUUUAAUCGGCGGUUCAGCGGGAUGUGUUCAGUGGUGGCCAGUUGAUAACUAACCAGGAAGUGUAAUUCGAUCCCAAAGGUAGGAAUAGGUUGGGAUACAAACAUUUGUUUCCUGGUUGGGAUACAAACUUGGUGGAAGAAUGUCAGUGAGAAGCAGGGCGUCGUUGCUGGCGCUCCUGCUGGGCGCCGCGCUCUUCUCCUCUGCGGGGAAUCGCGGCUCAGAAGCGGCCAAGAUCCUGGCCGUGCCCGCCGACUGGAGCCACUGGAUCAUCAUGAAGACCCUGCUCCUGGAACUGGUGGCGAGCGGGCACCAAGUGACGGUGCUGAGGAGCAACGACUCGCGGGGGUUGGAAACAACAUCCGAGGAUUUCACGCUGGAAACUAUCCUGGUGCCGGCAGCUGAGUCGCGCAAAACGCGGAACGCGAGCGAAAUCCGUGACAUUGUCUUCAACUCGCUCUACGUGGAAGACGGCUUCCUCUCCAGCUUCGCCGCCGCCCGCAGCAUGUUGAGCUUAUUCCUACUCAACAAAGAGGUGACCAUCCCGGUCAUCCGCGCGUUGUUUGACGACCGCGCACUGUUGCAGCGACUGAAAGGAGCAGGGUUUGACCUGACUUUAGCCGACCCUUACCAUGCGGCCGGGGCCAUGUUGGCACAGGUACUGGGCACGCCGCUGGUGUUCUUUGGCAGGUGGAUGAUCACCGGGGACCUCCACUUUAACUUGGCUCCGUCGCCACUUUCCUUCGUGCCCGUGGUAAAUUCCCGCUUGUCGGACAGGAUGUCGGUGUGGGAGAGGAUGAAGAACGUGUUGAUCUAUGAGAUGUCCAGAUUCACAAGUUACUUCUACAUUUACCCCGCCUAUAACGAGCUGUGUCGGCGUUACCUGGACAGCGACAUCACGGUGGAAGAGCUUUAUGCCAAGGCUGACAUGGUCCUGAUGAAGGUUGACUUUGCCUUUGAUUAUCCCCGGCCCACCAUGCCAAACCUGGUUUACAUCGGGGGUGUUCAGUGUAGCGCGGGCCGCCCGCUCUCUGCUGAACUGCAGCGGUUCAUGGACGGUUCUGGGGACCAAGGGGUCGUGAUCUUCUCCUUGGGAAGUGUGGUGAGCAUCUACCCACCAGAACUGGCGACUGAAUUGGCGGCGGGACUGGCCCGCCUACCCCAGAGAGUGGUCUGGCGCUUGGUUGGAGACGCGCCAUCCACCUUAGGGAAUAACACCAAGGUGAUGAGUUGGCUUCCUCAAAACGAUCUGCUGGGUCACCCGAAGACCAGAGCCUUCAUCACCCACGGUGGGGAGAACGGGCUCUACGAGGCCAUUUAUCACGGCGUCCCUCUGGUCGGCAUCCCAGUUUUGGGCGAUCAGUACGACAACCUUCUGCGCCUCAAAACGCGAGGGGCGGCGAUCAUGCUGGACUUGGCUCAUUUAACAAGCGAUGUGAUCUUCCAGGCGGUGAAGACUGUCAUCGAGAUCCCUUCCUACGGGGAGAACAUGAAGCGAAUAUCCGCCUUGCACCGGGAUGUCCCGCUGGAACCCAAAGCGCUGGCGGUCUUCUGGAUUGAAUACACCAUUAGGCACCGAGGCGCCGCUCACUUGCGAGCCGCGGGCACUGAGCUGCCCUUCUAUCAGUACUACCUGCUGGAUGUCAUCGCCAUCCUCGUUGCUGUGUCGACGCUUGCCCUUUAUCUGGCGUGUAAAUUGCUUAAAGCUUUACUUGUCAAAAUAUCUUCAGGUGGGAAGAGGAAAUUGGACUAAAUUGAAGAAUUAAGGAGUGAUGUGCGGCGACAGGUGAAUUGUUGGCAGCUACGUUUGCACUGCAUCAGAUUUUGCAUUCCAAUAUAACCACGGAUAACAAUCUGCAUUUUAUUCUCAGAUGGCUAUAUGGUCAAUGUUUCAAUGAUUCAAAGAUGGGUUCUUGUCACAUGUAGCCAAGUGCAGUGAAAUGCUUUAUUUUGCAUACAAGCCGGUAGAAUCAUUAAGUAGGCCUCACCUCAGCAGUACAAGUGUCGCCACAUUUUAGCGUCGUCAAUUUGCUCUGAAGAAGGGUCUCGACCCGAAACGUCACCCAUUCCUUCUCACCAGAGAUGCUGCCUGUCCCGCUGAGUGACUCCAGUAUUUUGUGCCUAUCUUAUCCCACUUUGGCAUCCUACACACUAAGGGCAGUUGGCAGAAGCUAAUUAAAACCAAGAUGCCGCAUGUCUUUGGACCGUGGUAGGAAACCGGAGCACAGGGAGAACGUGCAAACUCCAUAUAGACAGCGCCCAGGGUCAGGAUCGAAACCGGGUCUUUGGCGUUGUGAGGCGGGCGGCUCCACUGUUCAUCAUGUGCGAACACAAUGACAUGGUGGGUAAACGGCGAAGGUUGGUAGACCCCAACCAAAUCCCUGUACAUCGGGCAAUUGUGGCAUCAAUCAGGGUACUUUGCUAAUCCUCACUUUAGACACAGCCAGCACCUUAUUAUAACCUCUGCCAGCCAAGCACCCAAAGACGAGAAGUUCCCUUCUCCUUAUUGAUACUUAUUGAUAUAUUUAAGAGGGAGUUAGAUGUGGCUAAAUGUAUCAGGGGGUAUGGAGAGAGGCAGGUACAGGAUACUGAGUUGGAUGAUCAGCCGUGAUCAUACUGAAUGGCAGUGCAGGUUCGAAGGGCAGAAUGGCCUACUCCUGCACCUAUUUUCUAUGUUUCUAUGUUUCAAAGGGUACGAGUUUUUUUAAUUAAUGAUUGCAUUCCCCAUUAUCCAAUCCUACACGUGUAGAUGCUGGUUAAUACACAAAAGGACACAAGGUGCAGGAGUAACUCAGCGGGCCAGACAGCAUCUCCGGAGAACAUGGGCAGGUGAUGUUGCAGGUCAAGACUCAACCCUGAUGAGUUACUCCAGCAUUUUGUGUCUCUCCAAGGCUAUUGCAGCCACUUUGACGUUGAGGAGUCGUUAUAAAGAAAACAUGAGUUGUAUUUCUGCAAUUCCAUUCACGGCUUUAGUGAAUGUUCUUUAGAACAUUCUUUGGAACAUGGAAGAGCACAGCACAGGAAUAGGCCCUUCAGCCCACAGUAUCCAGAACAUGGCUUUAGUGACUUCAAUCCCAUUGGAUUUCAUUGGAGACUCUCAGACAAUCUUUAAUUGGGCUUUAUCUUGCACUAAAUGUUAUUCCCUUGGUCAUGUAUCUGUACACUGUGGAUGGCUCGAAUGUAAAUCAUGAGUUGUUUUUCCGCUGACUGGUUAGCACACUACAAAAGCUUUUCACUGUACAUCGGUACACUAAAAAUAAACUAAACUACAAUAAACUAAACUAAACCAAACGAACCUCCUGCAAACAUCGACAGGUUGUGAAGUGGAGAUCAUCACAGGUUGCAACUGAUGUUUCCUCUUCUAAACAGAACAUAAUUUUACAUAAUUCCACUUUUGGCAGCUCUACCUCCACCUACCACAUAAUUCUUCUUAUAUGCUCUGACCUUCUCCUAUUUGGACAUUAUGUACUGGUUACCAGAACAAUUUAACAAUGUGCUUUCUUUUCAUUGUGUUAGUUUUCUUUCAUAAGCAUUGAAACAGGAUAAAUGUUAGAUUUGAUGUUGAUUUGUUCUGGUAAUAAUGGCUUAGCUGUUGUUUCCGAAGCAUUUCAUAAACCUUGCAGUAUAUUGCUCUGACCUGUAUCCAGCAUUAUUUCUUACAGAACUAUUUUUUUUAAUGACAUUUGGCAUGUUGCUAUUUGUGUGAAAUAUGUUGUGAAAGAACAAAUUCCCCAGCCCCAUUAAGCAAGUUGGAUCUGAUCUCCGUAACUAAGUGAACAGGCUAGGGAGAACCGCAACUGAUCGCAAUAUUCUUGUAAAAAUGGCAAAGCCACAGUGAUGUGACAGUGCUUGUAGGAACGUCCAUGGAAGGUAAGGUUGUGUCGAAUAGGAAGAUUAUAGACCCAUUAGACUGCAGAUGCUAGAAUCCUGAGCAAAAAAAAUAACAAACUUCCGGAGGAACUGAGCAUCUGUGGCGGAAAAUGGAGAACUUCUAAUUCUGAAGAAGGGUUCCAACCAGAAAUGUUAUCCAUCCGUUUGCCUGUACAGAUGCUGCCUGACCCAUUGAGUUCCUUGCACAGUUUAUUAUUUGCUUAAGAUUCCAGCAACUGCAGUUCUCCAAACUCUCAUCUAUUGAAAUGACCCCCAAAUUAAAAUUCUUCCUCAGCCUAAAACUCUGAUUGUUAACGAGGAUGACACAUUUGCACCAAUACGGACAGACUGUGGCCUGUGGAUGAGGAAGUUGAGGAUGCAAUUGCAGAGGGAUGCGCAGAGAUCCAGACCUGAGAGCUUGGUAACCAGCUUCAAGUCAAGUCAAGUCAAGUUUAUUUGUCACAUACACAUACGAGAUGUGCAGUGAAAUGAAAGUGGCGAUGCUCGCGGACUUUUGUGCAAAAAGACAAACAACCAAACAAACUAUAAACACAAUCAUAACACACAUAUUCCUUUUACAUAAUAAAUAAUGGAAAGAAAACAUUCAUUAGAGUUAGUCCCUGGUGAGAUAGGCAUUUACAGUCCGAAUGGCCUCAGGGAAGAAACUCCUUCUCAACCUCUCCGUUCUCACCGCAUGGCAACGGAGGCGUUUGCCUGACCGUAGCAGCUGGAACAGUCCGUUGCAGGGGUGGAAGGGGUCUCUCAUGAUAUUGUUGGCUCUGUAGUUGCACCUCCUGAUGUAUAGUUCCUGCAGGGGGGCAAGUGAAGUUCCCAUAGUGCGUUCGGCCGAACGCACUACUCUCUGCAGAGCCUUCUUGUCCUUGGCAGAGCAAUUCCCAAACCAGAUGAUAAUGUUCCCGGACAAGAUGCUUCCCACCGCCGCUGCGUAAAAGCACUGGAGGAUCCUCGGAGACACUCUGAAUUUCCUCAAUUGCCUGAGGCUUGGAGGGGAUGAUGGUAUUAAAUUCACAGAUGUGAUCUUUGAUUAAAUUUUUAAGUUUUCACUUACUGUUUAUUUCAAAGUUUAGUGGGCCUGAGCUUAAGGGUCACCAGUGAUAAACCUAUUAAAGAAUUGAGGAGGGCAUUUCUUCGUGCAGAGAGUGUUCAGAAUGUGAGUGAUACCAGGGUGAAGGAAGGGCUGAGCAGUAUAACACAAGCAUUUCAUGUGGAUAGUGGAUAACUACAAGAGGGAGUUGACAGAGCUGCCGUGUCACUGCGCUGGAGUCCCACGUUCAAUCCUGACCUCAGGAGCUAUCUGUGUGGAGUUUGCACGUUAACCCUGUGACCGGGUGGGUUUCCUCCGGGUGCUCUGGUUUCCAUCAACAUUCCAAAGGCUUGUUGGUUGAUUGGCCCUCUGUAAAUUACCCCUAGUGUGUGAGAUGACAUAUGUAGAUUGGUUAUUGCAUGUGAACCAAUCAGAGUAAUGUACUGACACUAACUCCACCUUACUGUACACUUUAUAUUAACACUCAUUUCCCAUAUUACGUAGUUACACUGGUGGUAGAGGUGAACUAACAAUGUAUUGUACUGUAUCAUUAUAACCGAUGAUUAAAGCUGACUUUGAACACCA
Messenger RNA from Leucoraja erinaceus (little skate), 5803 nucleotides. RefSeq names its product UDP-glucuronosyltransferase 2C1-like. Gene Ontology annotation, molecular function: UDP-glycosyltransferase activity. The transcript has a single exon. NCBI's taxonomy places the organism in Eukaryota, Metazoa, Chordata, Chondrichthyes, Rajiformes, Rajidae. The record is from RefSeq and is a predicted model, not a curated record. Bases 446 to 2056 code for a protein of 536 amino acids.